Molecule: messenger RNA, 2676 nt
Organism: Astyanax mexicanus (Mexican tetra)
Lineage: Eukaryota; Metazoa; Chordata; Actinopteri; Characiformes; Acestrorhamphidae
Gene: tnni1d
Product: troponin I, skeletal, slow d
Exons: 8
Coding region: 186-692 (168 amino acids)
Biological process (GO): muscle contraction
Cellular component (GO): troponin complex
Source: RefSeq, a predicted model, not a curated record
AUAGCAGCCAGGAGAUAAAAGCAGCCAUUGUCUCAGCGCUCUGUUGUUCUGGCAUCAGUCAGUUCUCAGCUACUCCACAGCACUCAGCUGCCACCAUGUCGAUGUAAGGACGUCCAAAAGGGAACCCAAAGGCAUUUGACAAGCCAAAAUGCAAGAUUUCUGCAUCCCGAAAACUCUCCCUGAAGAUGCUGCUCCUGAACAGAGCGAUGGAGGACCUGGAGAGGGAGAAGCAGGACAGAGAUGAGGAGAAGAUCCGUUAUCUGGAUGAGAAGAUGCCUCCUCUACAGCUUGCUGGGCUCUCGCUGGCAGACUUACAGAAUCUGUGCAGAGAGCUCUAUGAAAAGAUUGAUGUUGUGGACGAAGAGCGAUACGACUGCGAGAAUAAAGUCAUCAAGCACAAUAAAGAUAUUCAUGAGCUGAAGCUGAAGGUUCAGGACCUGGGGGGUAAAUUUAAGAAGCCGGCUCUGAGGAAGGUGCGGGUCUCUGCUGAUGAGAUGAUGCGAGCUCUGCUGGGCUCCAAACACAAGGGCUCCAUGGACCUCCGAGCCAACCUGAAGUCAGUCAAGAAGGAGGAUAUCAAACAGGAGAAGGUCCUGACUAGUGAGGUAGGCGACUGGCGUAAGAACGUGGAGGCCAUGUCUGGUAUGGAGGGCAGGAAGAAGAUGUUCGAUGCUGCUGGAGGAGGACAGUAAACCCCAUCAUCCCCCUGACGUGACACUGUGGAGGGAGAGCCCAGUCUUAGACCCCGUUUACACCUGAUUAAAUCAUGUGAAUAAUAUCUAGAUUGUAUUCUGAUUAGAUUUGAGCCACAUGCAUUUACACUUGGUAGUCAAAUGUGAUUCAGUUGUUUUGGAAGGUGUUUGGUUUGGGCUGCUUAAAGUGUCUUGGAGUGACAGACAUGUUUACACUGUAAUAACAUGACUUAAAUGUGUCUCUGACAAUCUCCUGAAGUGGUUUGAGUGAUCGGAUUUGUAUCUGUUUUAAAUGCAUCUCAGAUCACCUCCUGAAGUGGUUUGAGUAAUGGGAAUUGUAUCUGUUUUAAAUGCAUCUCAGAUCACCUCCUGAAGUGGUUUGAGUGAUGGGAUUUUUAUCUGUUUUAAAUGUGUAUCAGAUCACCUCCUGAAAUGGUUUAAGAAAUUGGAUUUGUAUCUGGUUUAAAUGUGUCUCAGAUCACCUCCUGAAAUGGUUUAAGAAAUUGGAUUUGUAUCUGGUUUAAAUGUGUCUCAGAUCACCUCCUAAAGUGGUUUGAGUUAUCGGGUUUGUAUUUGGUUUAAAUGCGUCUCAGAUCACCCCAGACGUAUUUUAAGUAAUGGGAAUUGUAUCUGGUUUAAAUGCAUCUCAGAUCUCCUCCUGAAGUGGUUUGAGUGAUGGGAUUUUUAUCUGUUUUAAGUGUGUCUCAGACCACCUCCAGAAAUGGUUUUAGAAAUUGGAUUUGUAUCUGGUUUAAAUGUGUCUAGGACCAUCUCCUGAAGUGGUUUGAGCGAUCGGAUUUGUAUCUGUUUUAAAUGCGUCUCAGACCACCUCCAGAAGUGGUUUGAGGAAUUGGAUUUGUACCUGUUUUAAAUGCGUCUCAGAUCACCCCUGAAGUAUUUUAAAUGAUGGGAAUUGUAUCUGGUUUUAAUGCAUCUCGUUCCAUCUCCUGAAGUGGUUUGAGUGAUCAUAUUUGAAUCUGUUUUAAAUGCGUCUCAGACCACAUCCUGAAGUGGUUUGAGUGAUUGGAUAUGUAUCUGGUCUUGCAAGUGUUUAGACUAGCAGUUUAAUGUGGCUUGGUCUUGUCCAGAUAUAAUCCCAAUACUUAAGUCGCAUGAUGUGACCAGGUGUAAACGGGGUCUAAAUGGAACAGAGAGAAGAAAGGAAAGAAAGGAGUUGGAACUACCUGUACUUUACUUACUGAAAUGUCGUGGCAUACACUUUUAAAAAAUAAAUGAGAAGGAAGAAAAGGGUUCUUCAAAACAAUGGCAAAGUUUUCUAAAGACUUAACUUUCUAGUGUGAGGAACCUUUUAAAAGACCUAACAUGUAACGUUCCUACAUUACAAUACUAGUCAAGCAUGUGGAACCUUCCCAUUCAAUGAUUUUUCUUUAUUAUUUUUUUUUUAGAUGUAUUAGAUUAAUGCUGAAGACAUUAGAACUGUAAGAGAACACAAAAAAACUCUACUCUUGAAACAAGGUGAGAUAUUGUUGGGCAUGAAGGUAUCUAGCUUCUCUAUGGCAUUUAAAAUUUAAAUAUUUAUUCUUUAUUGGACAGCAUCAAUAAGUGUUCCUUCAUAGUUUUGAUGUCUUAAAAAUUUACUAAAAAUGUAGAAAAUAAUAAAAAUAAAGAAACAUUUGAUAAAGAAUGUUUGAUUGGUACAGUAUACAUCAAAAUACAAUACUACAAGAACAUAAUUUUGUUAAACGAUAUGGUGCACACUAAACUAUAGUUAUUAACAUUAAAAUAAUAAAGAUAAUGACUAGUUGUGUCUAAUAUAUAAAUACAGGCACUGCAGUAAGUGUGUAGCUAUUAGUAAUAAACGUGAUAAUAAACUUCACUACAAGUUUAAGGGCUUGGUUCUUAACAAAGACCUGGGCGGGGUUGUGCCGCACAUGCUGGAAUGUGUGUAAUGUGUGUGUGUGUGUGUGCUGUAUGGAUGUCUUAAAGAUGUUGAGAUAGUGAAAGAUUAAACAUUGCUCAAUCA